Messenger RNA from Quercus robur (English oak), 961 nucleotides. Its product is annotated as transcription factor RADIALIS-like. The record is from RefSeq and is a predicted model, not a curated record. The coding region runs from base 450 to 758 and encodes 102 amino acids. Lineage: Eukaryota; Viridiplantae; Streptophyta; Magnoliopsida; Fagales; Fagaceae. The transcript has 2 exons. Gene Ontology annotation, molecular function: DNA-binding transcription factor activity.
UCCCCCUCUCUCUCUCUCUCUCUCUCUGGCUCUCCCCUGGAACUAUAACCAUUUUAUAAUGUGCACUAUGCAAUUACGCAAGGUUGCAAGCAAUUUUUAUUUAUUUUUAUUUUUUAUGCCUACUUGCCCCACUCGCGUUUCUAGUUUUCUACAGUGUUUUCAUGGAUAUGGAAGAUUCUUUCCUCUUCUUCCCUUGACUUAAAAGAGUCUUGAGUCGUCACUCAUGUAUCACGCUUUCCCACCCAUUAAUCUUCGCUGCCUUUGGUUUUUCCUUGCAAUUGCUUCUUUCAUUUUUUGUCACGCUUUCCCAUUAAUCUUCUCUGCCUACUUUUCCUUUCAAUCGCUUGCUUCUAUCAUUUUUGUCACACAAAAAUCCAUCAUCCUCAACUAGUCUUUUCAUUUGCGACACAUUUACGUUAGCUCUGAAAUCCAGUCAAGAAAAGAAAAAGAUGGAAUCUUGCCCUCUUUCUUUCCCCAACUUCAAUUCAAGUUGGACAGCCAAGCAAAACAAACUGUUUGAAAAUGCUUUGGCAAUAUAUUACAAGGAAACCCCAGACCGUUGGCACAACAUAGCCAAGGUUAUUGGAGGUACAACUGAAGAGGAAGUGAAGAGGCAGUAUGAGAUUUUAUUAGAGGACAUCAAGUGCAUUGAGUCAGGGAAGGUGCCUCUUCCUAAUUACAGGAAAAUUGGAGGAAGCAGUGGAUUAAAUAACGUUAGCAAUCAAGAAGAAAGGCUGAAGAACUUAAAGCUCGAAUGAGGAACUAUAGGCAUCAGUAGAGACCUCAGACCAGUACUAUUUUCCUCUAAAAGUAGAUCUAGCAUUUACCACGUACUAUUCAUUGACAAUUCUCACUCUUCCUAGUAUUUUUUCUUGAGUGUAAUAGGUUUUGUUCUCUACUACAUGUACAAGGAUGAUCCAUCACAUUUGUGCUUGCAUAUUUACUCUCUUUUCUUACUCAA